CAGCAGCGUGAUGAAGACUUGUGUGGUCCUCGCUCUCUUCCUGAUGGCAGGUGUGUCUCUUGGAGACAUCCAGAAGAGAGUCAAUAAUGGAAGGCCGUGCACCGCUGAUGAAACCAAAUCUUUUGUUUUCAUUACCGAGUGUGCUGGUACCGUCAUUGGCAACGGGAACUGGGUUAUCACUGCAAAACACUGCGAGGAUGAUGGAGGGCUCGACAGGCUAAUCAGGUGGUUUUCCCCAACCAAAAUUAAGGACGUCACCUUAACUCAAACAAUCACCUUGGAGAAAACUUUUAAACACGCGACUGCUGACAUCAUGCUGAUCAAAGGGAAGACCGGCAUGCCUGGUAUGCCCUUGGUGUCUGAAGCUGUCUGCAGCCAAGUCCUGAACCAAAUAAGCCCCACAAACACUGUACCGAUGGUCGUUCCUGCUCGGCACACGAAGGAGGAGGACAAAACUUGGAAAGAUGUUUCCAUGUGUGCCGACAUCAACGUGAAUGGACGGGGCACUAUUAGGAAAACCAAUGUCUUGCUCUGGAGUCCUGGUGCCUGCGACACCUGUAAGGGGGAUUCUGGUGCUGGAUAUAUUUACAAUAACGCUCUGUUUGCUGUUCAUAGUGGAAAGAUACCGGUUGGACAAGGCAAAGUAGAGAAUGUUGGACCCAUCGUCUGUAAUGGACACAUACGUAAUUGGAUUGUUAAUACUAUGAAUAAUAAUCCCUAAAAGUGUCCUAGUU
This is a messenger RNA of Cololabis saira (Pacific saury), 734 nucleotides long. RefSeq names its product snake venom serine protease 5-like. The record is from RefSeq and is a predicted model, not a curated record. Gene Ontology annotation, molecular function: serine-type endopeptidase activity. NCBI's taxonomy places the organism in Eukaryota, Metazoa, Chordata, Actinopteri, Beloniformes, Belonidae. Bases 11 to 721 code for a protein of 236 amino acids. Gene Ontology annotation, biological process: proteolysis. The transcript is spliced from 5 exons.